This is a messenger RNA of Phanerochaete carnosa HHB-10118-sp, 315 nucleotides long. RefSeq lists its product as uncharacterized. The record is from RefSeq and is a predicted model, not a curated record. The annotation marks the transcript as partial. The transcript is spliced from 2 exons. Lineage: Eukaryota; Fungi; Basidiomycota; Agaricomycetes; Polyporales; Phanerochaetaceae.
CAGGCCUUGGAGGAGCUGAGCAAAAUCUCCGACAAAGACGAUUCACAGCUACAGGUAGCUGGCGUACCCGUUAACCGGAUGCAGUUCAAUGUCAUCGUUAACGACAUUGCCAAAUCCCUCAAGCAAGUGCAAGGACGAACUGGGGUCGAAUACAAGAUCUCAGUCCUUGAAAGCGAGGUCAAGCUCACAUCCGAAGAUCCUGCACCGAGCGACGGAAACUACACCGACAUGUAUGUCGGAUGGUAUUUGGCCACGCAAAAAGUGGCGGUCAGGCGUUUCCGUGACAAGACCAACGCAGACAAGGCUAUCAAGGUA